CGGGGGUGACAUCCACGUUGACGGCAUGUACAGAACUUCUGGUGGAGCAGAUACGCAACGAAGGUGAUGCCGACGUGAAGGCACUGUUCGAGGUUGUCUGGAGCAAUCUCCACCGCCACCCCCUCGGCGGUAUCGAGUGUGGGAAAACAGUGCGGAUCCUUCUCACGGUGCUCUAUGUCUGGGACAAGCUAUCGUCCACCAUGCCGCACCACUUCGUGGCCUGUCGCGAGGCCGCCCAGCGUUUUGUCUACCAGCGUUUCGUCCUGCACAAGGGCUACAACAACUACACACUGCUGCACUUGGUCUGCGACAAGAAGACCUUCGUCAGCGGCGCAAAGUCGCGCAAGAACUUCUGCCAGUUUCCUAGUCCGCCAUUGCUCAAGCUGCUGCUGGAGUCGGGCGCCGAUCAGAUAAUCGAAGAGCGUGACAGUCGCGGAAACACGCCACUUCAUACGGCGGCGGCUAGCGGGAACGUGGGCUGUGUCCGCGAGAUGCUCUUCUACCUGACUGCGAAGCAGGCGACGCUGACGAAUCAUUCCGGAGUGACUGCAGCCAGCAUCAGCUCCAAUAACACACCCAGUGAUAGGAUCCACAUGGUCAUUAAUGAGUUUGUGUCACGAUGCAAGUAGCAGCAUGCUCGCAGUCAUUGUGAUUGGGUUGCCUUGGACUUGCUUCUGCCUGAUUCCUUUAGCGAAGGAGACACCGUACAUCCGUCGAAACAGUCUUGUGACUGCAUGUGUGUGUGUGUGUGUGUGUGUGUGUGUGUGUGUGUGUGUGUGUAUGUGUGUGUGUGUGUGUGUGUCCCAUAUGGUGCAGUGGUAUGUGCAGCGAUUUCCAAUCGAUAGGUUGCGGGUUCGAUUCCCGACGAUUAUGGUCACACACGUCUUUCUUCUCUUUCUCAGACUCUUCCUGACUUUUCUUUCAUUCUCCUGGGUGGUUACCAACAGCCAGUGCAUGCCGGAGUAUGUGGUGUGAUGUGUGUGCGGGAAAAAAGAAGAAAAAAAGACCAAAAAGUAGGGAUUCACUGGCCAGAAAAAAGCCACUUCAAAGCUGUGUGGUGUAGACCAGGCUGAAUAGUGGUGGUCAAUUCUUCAGCCUUGCAAGCUGUUGAAUGGUGCAAUCCCAGCACAAGUUGCUAUGGCUUCUGCUGUAGCAUCGCUAUCAUCGCCUCUGGCGAUGGGCGUCCAAUGGUCAAUGGUGUG
Molecule: messenger RNA, 1202 nt
Organism: Sycon ciliatum
Lineage: Eukaryota; Metazoa; Porifera; Calcarea; Leucosolenida; Sycettidae
Product: protein fem-1 homolog C-like
Exons: 1
Coding region: 201-629 (142 amino acids)
Molecular function (GO): protein binding
Source: RefSeq, a predicted model, not a curated record